Messenger RNA from Candidula unifasciata, 642 nucleotides. The record is from the annotation of a GenBank genome assembly. Lineage: Eukaryota; Metazoa; Mollusca; Gastropoda; Stylommatophora; Geomitridae.
AUGCCCCUUCCACAAGUCAGGGUGCUAACCCUAAAACAGGGAGAGAACAGCCAGGACAAACUCUACCGUUUGGAGAAAGGAUGGGUGCUACGUGUUGUGUUAGGGCCAAGUCUGAUGGCUUCUUCUGUGCGAUUGUUUUGCAACCAUCCACGUGACAAGGACACACCCUAUGAACGGACAAAAUACUAUGAGGUUCCCUUCAGGUUUUCUGCUGGUGUGGGAGACAGGAUGGAUUUGACUGCGGAAGUCAAGAUGAUCAUUGCAGGAUCUUUCAACUAUUUCUUUACAGUUGAUGGCAGUGCUACAGUUGACAACUGCAACGGUUCUGGGUAUUUUUUAGUUGACCCAACUUUGCAUCUGGGACCCAACGAUGAAGAAAUCAACAUGGACGCCAUUGUUUGCCAGACAGUCAUUACAAAACUGUUGGGUCCCUUCAAUGAGUGGUUGCCUAGAUUACAGGUUGCGGCUGAAAGUGGGUACAACAUGGUUCACUUUACCCCCAUCCAAGAACUGGGAAUUUCCAACUCAGCAUACUCCAUUCGUGAUCAGCUGAGACUGAGUCCCGUAUACAGCCCAGGAGAGCAGAAGUUUGACUUUGAGGAUGUUGUCAAGCUUGUCAACUUCAUGAAUAAAACUUGGGGG